Cannabis sativa is the source of this 2514-nucleotide messenger RNA. RefSeq lists its product as uncharacterized. The transcript has 3 exons. The record is from RefSeq and is a predicted model, not a curated record. Gene Ontology annotation, molecular function: RNA-DNA hybrid ribonuclease activity; nucleic acid binding. Lineage: Eukaryota; Viridiplantae; Streptophyta; Magnoliopsida; Rosales; Cannabaceae. The coding region runs from base 1 to 2514 and encodes 837 amino acids.
AUGUUCUAUCACAAGUACUGGUCUAUUGUAGGAGAUGUGGUUACCAAAGUUGUUUUGGGUGUUUUGAAUGAUGGACAUGGUUUGGAAACAAUUAAUCAUUCACUCAUCACUCUAAUCCCUAAGACAAAGACUCCUAGUAGUAUGGGAGACUUCAGACCCAUUAGCCUGUGUAAUGUCAUAUACAAAAUCAUCUCCAAGACUCUUGCUAUCCGAUUCAAGGAAAUCCUCCCAGCUGUAAUCUCUGAAACUCAAAGUGAUUUUCUCUCAAACAGACUUAUCACUGACAAUAUCAUUGUGGCUUUUGAGUUAAUCCAUCACUUGAAACAUAAGAUAAGGGGGGGUAGGAGCUAUUCAGCGCUCAAAUUAGAUAUGAGCAAAGCUUUUGACAGGGUAGAAUGGCACUACAUUCAAGAGGUUAUGCGUAAAAUGGGUUUCCACAACAAAUGGAUUUCUUUGAUCAUGGGUUGUCUCAAUUCCACAAGUUUCUCUUUUAUGCUUAAUGGUGAAGAAGUGGGAUUUGUACAACCUACUAGGGGCCUUCGGCAAGUUUCACAUCUUCUCUUUGCAGAUGAUAGUCUCCUACUUUGUGAGGCAGCAAAUAAUUUGGCAAGAGCGAUAAAGAAGGUACUUGACAUCUACAACAAGGCUUCUGGUCAAUUACUGAACACAACAAAGUAUGUUAUGUCUUUCUCGCCCAAUACCUCACAAGCAACUAAAGACUACUUUCAACAAACUUUAGGCAUGCCUAUCAGUGAAUGUCAUGAACGGUACCUGGGUCUUCCUGCUUUUUCUGAGUGUGAUAAAAAGGAAAUGUUUAGUGAUGUGAAAGAACGAAUAUGGCAAAAGCUUCAUGCUUGGAAUGAGAAACUUUUUUCAGUUGGGGGAAAGGAAGUUCUUUUGAAAGCGGUGGUCCAAUCAAUUCCCACAUAUGCUAUGAGCUGUUUUCGUUUGCCAACGACUUUUUGUAACCAACUUGAAUCAAUGAUGGCAAAUUUUUGGUGGGGUUUUAACAAGGAUGGUUCAAAGAUUCAUUGGAGAAGUUGGAAAUUGUUAUGUAAGUCAAAGUUUGAAAGUGGAAUGGGUUUCCGUUCUUUUGUGCACUUUAACAAGGCUCUCCUUGCAAAGCAAGCAUGGCGAAUCUUUGAAAUGCCUAAUUCUUUGCUCAGUCGAUUGCUCAAACACAGAUACUUUUCCAACAAUAACUUUUUAGAAGCUAGACUUGGCCAUUCCCCAUCUCUUACUUGGCAAGGUAUACAUUGGGGACGUGAAUUAUUGGUAGAAGGUUUGCGCCACAAGAUUGGUAAUGGAUUCAAUGUCUUGGCUGGUUUUGACAAAUGGAUUCCUGGUCACAAUGACUUCAAGCCUAUCAACUAUACUGGUCUUGCAACUCUCACCGUUGCAAACUUAAUCACUGACAAAAGAGAAUGGAACAUACAACUCUUAAAUGAAUACUUCCUGCCUAUUGAUGUUGAUAGAAUUGUCACGAUUCCUCUUAGUUUUUUCCCUUCCAAUGAUCGUCUCAUUUGGCAUCACACAACGACGGGCUGUUACACAGUCAAUUCUGGUUUUCACUUGGCUGAAGUAAGGGAAACUAGUGGCUCUAACAAUCAUACGAAUUGGUGGAAAAUGUUUUGGAGUUUGAGCUUGCCAUCAAAGGUAAAAAAAUUUGCUUGGAGGGUUAUGCAAGAUGCACUGCCUGUAGCUACUUGUUUAUGCAGAAGGAAAGUUAUAGAUUCUGCUACAAGUUCUCUAUGUCAUAAUGCAUGGGAAUCGGUGGGUCAUGCCUUGUUUAAUUGCAUCAAAGCUAGAAAGGUUUGGAGAGAAACUAAGUUCAUCCUUGACCAUUCACAUGCUAACAAUGUGUAUAAGGGUGAUUAUUUAAUUCAUUUGUCCACACUUCAUUCCAAGCAAGAUUUUGAGUUAAUUGUAUGUACUAUGUGGGCUAUAUGGCAUGAAAGAAAUAAAGUCAUUCAUGGAGGUGUUUCGAAACCAAGCCGUGAUAUUACUGUUUUUGCCAAUCAACACCUUGACAAAUUCCAUCGUUCAAGUAGGAAAAACCAGCAGCAGUAUACGGUCUGCAAUACUUCAACGAGCCCUGUCGAUGUUCAAGCUACAAUCCAGAACGAGAAUGGCAAUGUUAUAGCUGCUUUAUCAAAGCCUGUUCAGGGAUGCUUUCGGUCUGAUGAAUUGGAGGCCAAAGCUUUAUUUCAUAGUCUUAAUUGGGCUAGACAAUUGCAGCUUCGAAUUACACAUGUGGAAACCGAUGCCUUACGUGUUUCUUCAGCCAUUAAUUCUCCAUUUAAAAAUCUUUCUAGUUUUGAUGACUUAAUUAUGGAUGUUUGUUAUCUUUUAUUUUUUUUCUCGGGAGUAACAGUUUCUCAUGUUAAGAGAAACGCUAACCAGGCUGCUCAUGGUUUAGCUAGGUAUGCUCUUGAGUUGGAUGAAGAUGUUUGUUGGAUGGGUGAAAUCUCGAAUCCUAUUUUCUCUGUUGUUGUAAACGAUUAUCAGUUUUAA